CAUACUUUGAAGAAUAUGAUUGGUUUAAAAGAAUCCUUUCUCAGAUUUCAGAUCAACGACAUACAAGUUGACGUGCGGUUUGAAUAUGCCCUACUUGAAGCUCACUUUAGAUUCUGCUGCAUCGACCUCAAAGAUCCAAUAACCAUGACGACGUCUAUCUCCCGCCCCGCGGAGCUGAUCGCUCCGCAUAUCUUCGAGAAGCUUCUGGAGCAUCAGAGCUCUGUGGCUGUGGUAUCAACGGGUGACGAGUCUCUGGAGUGGACGUAUGCAGCAUUGCUGCGUCGGGCUUUCGAGCUGCGUGACGCUCUACAAGAGAAGCUUUCGAAAGACGAAGAACAGCCUCGAGUCGCACUGCUUGGAGCCCGUGGAGCGUCGUAUCUGGUUAUCCAGUGGGGUAUUUGGCUUGCGGGGGGCAUUGCGGUGCCCCUACAUCCAGCGCAUCCGGCAGAUGAGAUGGACUACAUUGUCUCGGACUCGGGGGCGACCCUACUGGUUGUUAACGAAUCAUUCAUGACGCCUGACUCGAAGCUGAAGGAGUAUGUGACUGGACUACCAGCGAGACUGAACGUCGAGGUGCUUGUAAGACCUGAUGAUGUCAAGGGAGGCGACGACAAGGAACUCUCGAGUGAGCAGAUCAAACAAGUGCAGAACUGGCUGAACUCGACGGACUACAGUAAGGCUGGGGCGUAUAUGAUCUACACGAGCGGCACGACUGGACGUCCUAAGGGUGUGGUGACCACUCAUGCGGCGCUGACGGCGCAGAUUAGUGACUUGGUGACGGCUUGGGAAAUGACCAGCAACGAUCACUUGAUCCACUUCCUGCCUCUCCAUCACGUGCACGGCAUCCUCAACAACAUGCUGUGUGUGAUGUACGCUGGCGGCUCAGUGGAGUUCUUGCCGUUCGCAAAGCCAUCUCUGAUCUGGUCGAAACUGGGUGAAGCUGCGAGCACAACACGUCCGGUGUCCAUGUUGAUGGCUGUACCGACAGUGUACAUGAAGCUGCUGGAAGACUUGGAGAAGCAGCCGCAAGAUGAUCCGAAGGUUCAGAACGCGCUGAAGGGCGCACGCGGUCUGCGUGUGGCUAUCAGUGGGUCAAUGGCAUGUCCUGUGUCUAUCUUGAACCGCUGGGAGAGCCUGACGGGACUGCGUCUGCUUGAACGCUAUGGCAUGACUGAGUUGGGAAUGGUGCUGACGAAUCCGCUGCACGGUGAUCGGCACUUGGGAUACGUUGGGAACCCAUUCCCGAGUGUUUCCGUUCGCGUUGUGGACCCCGAUACGGAAACUGAAAUCCCACUUAGCGAGGAAAAAGAAGGCGAGCUGCGUGUCAAGGGACCGUCGGUCUUCCGGGAGUACUGGAGGAAGCCUGAAGCUACGGCCAAAGAGUUUGAUGCCGACGGGUGGUUCAAGACGGGCGAUAUUGUCCAGUACAGUAAUGAGCUCAAAAGCUUCCGCAUCCGUGGACGAGCGAGCGCUGAUAUCCUUAAAACGGCAGGGUACAAGGUAUCAGCUCUGGACGUCGAACGCGUAUUGCUGACGCAUACUCAGGUGCUCGAAUGCGCUGUCUUCGGACUUCCAGACGAAACUUGGGGGCAGAUUGUGGCUGCUGUCAUUCGCUCCAACGUUAAAGCCGAUAAGAUUGUUCCGGAAACCUUUUCGCCGCCUCUGGUGGAAUUCGCGAAGGAGCACCUUGCGAGCUACCGAGUGCCGCGGAAGUACUUCUUCGUUGAAGAGAUUCCUAAGAACGCGAUGGGCAAGGUGAACAAGAAAGCGCUGGGCAAAAUCUACUCGGAGGAAAAAGUUUAGUCACGGAUCGGUUCGUGGAGUUCCACGAAAAAUGUGAUUCGUUAACGAGCGCGCUUCGGUGAAAAGAUAAUUUCACGUUGACUGGCCGUUUGCUGCUUCGUCAACGCUGUGGUAGUGGGCGUGGAAGGAUCUUCGGAUGGUAGUUGAGCGAGACCAGCUAUCGGUGAGCUGCCAUUGUCAGUACUGAUCACAAUGUAGUAAGUAUGGUUUUCAGAAGCAGGUCGCUGGAUGAUACCGUAAAAGUUCACAAACCGAAGUUUCUCGUCGAUUUUGUAACACUGCACCAGCGUGUACAUGUAGAUUGCGACACUCUCCAUUUCCAUUUGCUUUGUUUCGCUCUUUUGGAUUGCCUUUUCCAUGGAGAUCGCUUUCGAUGGCGAGACUGCGUCCAGAAUUAUCUUGAUUCUAGCAACAAGGCAUAAUUCCAAGAUGUUAGAAGUGACGGAGCAGAGAGAAGCUUGUGUUAACUCCUCAUGCGUACUCGUCGUUAUUGGUCGUGGGUACCAGCUCCUCGAAAGCUCAGGGACGUGUUGUGAAGCUGUAGACGCCAUAAUGCGCUCUUUCGCAUCGACUGGAAUGAUUGCGUCGGUGAUUGAAGUGGGCGAAUCGCUCCCUCUCGAACUGUUAGGUGAAGGGGGCGAGUCCAGUCGAACUACAGACGUAGCGAAGAGCGUCAGUUGUGUUAUGACACAUUGCUAAUAACUUGGCGAUGUACGAACCAUUCUCCACUUUGCUGUCAGCAAGAUUCAUUGGAGAAUCGUUGACACGAGAUGAAGCUGGUUUACCAAAAUGAUAUUCUGGUCUGUCCCUCGAAUUCUCCUCUAAUGCCAACAGCAAGUUCUUUUGCCAGCCUAAUGGUGGGCGGCCCAGCACGAUGCUACCCUGUGAGGAUGUUGAUGUUGACGAUGAUGGCGAUGGCGAUGGCGACGACCGCGGACUCGGUGGGAAGCUCAUCUGAUUGUGUGUCUGAAAAAGAAAACAGACCAUAAACGGAUAAAUCUUCGAUAACCAUGUCUCCGAGAGCAACCUACCGUGCAGGAAAAUCUGGCAGAGGGCUGAGAUUGUAGAACUGAAGCGAACCAAGGGGAAAAAUGAGUCCAGGAACUGUUAUGCAACCAGGAACAGAGACCUUCCGC
Phytophthora nicotianae INRA-310 is the source of this 2939-nucleotide messenger RNA. RefSeq lists its product as hypothetical. Gene Ontology annotation, molecular function: medium-chain fatty acid-CoA ligase activity. Gene Ontology annotation, biological process: fatty acid metabolic process. The record is from RefSeq and is a predicted model, not a curated record. The transcript has 2 exons. NCBI's taxonomy places the organism in Eukaryota, Oomycota, Peronosporomycetes, Peronosporales, Peronosporaceae. The coding region runs from base 16 to 1803 and encodes 595 amino acids.